Microthlaspi erraticum is the source of this 1713-nucleotide messenger RNA. The record is from the annotation of a GenBank genome assembly. NCBI's taxonomy places the organism in Eukaryota, Viridiplantae, Streptophyta, Magnoliopsida, Brassicales, Brassicaceae.
AUGGCUUUCCAGCGACGGCGCUACAAUUACUACAACCGUCUCCGUCGUAUCAUCCCUCUGAUUUGCGCCGUCUCGGGAGCUCUCCUCGUCUUCUUCGCUCUUCUCUCAAUCUUCUCCCCUCCUCCUGAUGAUUCCGAUCGCCGCAUUUCCAAGCAGAUUAAUUAUGGAGCCAAUGAUGAGAGGAACGUAGCAACGGUUUUCAGAGUUCCGAGAAGUGGAGGGAGAUCAGACCGUGACAUAUGGCGUUCAUGGAAUGCUGAAUUCUUCUACGGUUGCUGUAAUGCAAGCAGCAAGUUCCCAAAUGCUAAAGCAGUUACUAGAAAUGAUAGAUACUUGGCAAUCGCAACUAGUGGUGGUUUAAACCAACAAAGAACUGGAAUUGUAGAUGCUGUUGUUGCUGCGAGAAUUCUUAAUGCUACACUUGUGAUCCCAAAGUUAGACCAGAAAUCUUACUGGAAAGACGCCAGUGACUUCUCGCACAUUUUCGAUGUUGAUUGGUUCAUAUCAUUUCUCUCAAAAGACGUCAAAAUCAUAGAGCAACUCCCGAAGAAAGGAGGGGAAACAUGGAGCCCGAGAAGAAUGCGUGUACCGAGGAAAUGUAAUGAGAAAUGUUACAUCAAUCGUGUAUUACCUGUUCUUCAGAAAAGGCAUGCGGUUCAACUGAAUAAAUUUGAUUACAGACUCUCAAACAAGUUGAGAGACGAUUUCCAGAAGCUGAGGUGUAGAGUAAACUAUCACGCCCUUAAGUUCACCGAUCCGAUUCUCGAAAUGGGAAACGAACUGGUUCGAAGAAUGCGGUUAAGGAGCAAGCACUACAUUGCUUUACACCUCCGGUUCGAGCCAGACAUGCUCGCCUUCUCGGGAUGUAACUAUGGCGGUGGCGAGAAGGAGAAGAAAGAGUUGGGAUCAAUCAGAAGAAGAUGGAAGACUUUACAUGUGAAUAAUCCGGAGAAGCAAAGGAGACAAGGAAGAUGUCCACUUACACCGGAAGAAGUUGGAUUAAUGCUUAGAGCGUUGGGAUAUGGAAGCGAUGUUCAUAUAUACGUUGCAUCAGGAGAAGUCUAUGGAGGUGAAGAGUCAUUGGCUCCAUUGAAAGCACUUUUCCCACAUUUCUAUUCUAAAGACACUAUAGCUACAAAGAUGGAGCUGGAACCAUUUUCUUCAUACUCUUCGAGAAUGGCUGCUCUCGAUUUCCUUGUGUGUGACGAGAGCGAUGUUUUCGUUACAAACAAUAACGGAAACAUGGCCAGAAUAUUAGCCGGUCGAAGGAGGUAUUUUGGACAUAAACCGACGAUUAGACCGAACGCGAAGAAGCUAUACAAGUUGUUUUUAAGCAAAGAGAACACAACUUGGGAGGAGUUUGCUUCAAGAGUGAGGACGUUUCAGAGAGGUUUCAUGGGAGAGCCUAAAGAAGUAAGAGCUGGUAGAGGCGAGUUUCAUGAGAAUCCGGCGGCUUGUAUAUGCGAAGUUACGGAUGUGAAGACGAAAGCGGGGAAGGUGGAUUCGAGAAAACUUGGUAAGAAAAAUGUUGUGGCAAUGAACGAUACACAUAAGGAAGAUGACGAUGAUGCAGAGUGGUUGGCGGAGAAUGAUUACGAGGAAGACCAAACUGAUUUGCAGGACAGAGGGUUGUUUAAUGGUACGAGGUUAGAUUAUGAGGAUGCUUCUUCUGUUUCGGAUGAGCCUGAGAUUGAAGAAAUGCUUUCAGAUUGA